AUGAUUCGCGGAUUUACUCGGCCAAGAUUAACUCCAGGAACGGGGGAUCUUGAUGGAAAAUUCGCGUCAGAUAAAUGCGUUCGGAAAGUCGGCUUGUCGAACCCUGAAUUAUUCAUACUCUUUGAUUUAAGAAGCGAAGUGUCCGAUACCGGGUUGUGUACUAUAAAAUUCUUGUACACAGUUGGAAACAUUUUAGGGCACUUGGAGCAAUCUCUUAAAAACUUAUCUCUUAUAGUCUUGAGUCUCGGACUCAGACCGUUACAUUCAAGAAACAUUAUAAUCACUAUUGUUAGUCAAUCGGAGCCUUAUCACGCCAGUGUGGCUAGAAGGCUCAAGCAAGAUAUAGAGGGCCAAGUGUUAGAGAUAGAAAAGCGUUUACCAACUGUCUACUUAACUCACGAGGACUUCCCCGUUCCCGGAGCGUGGACUAUAAUACCUCUGCUGCGUCCAUUGGUGAACAAACACAAAGGGAGUGAUGUACGAUGGGUACUCUUCGUAGAGCCUCAUACAGCGGUCGUAUGCGACAAACUUCUGGAGGCUUUAGCAAGUGCUGACAGACAGCAGGACACAAUGUGGAUAGGCUAUCCGCUGAGCGACGAGGAGCCUACCAUAAUACACCACUUUAUGUUUUACGAGGACUUGGAAGAAGAAGGUGGCUUCGUAUAUCCUAACUUUGCAAGCGGUUUCGCUAUGAGGAUGGAGUUGAUCGACACACUAAAUAAGAAAAUCGAGAGUGGUGAAAGGAAACUGGAGGCUGACUUCUCGAUAGACCCAGCGUAUGAGCUGGCGCAGCUGGUGUACGGUGACACUGGCGUGCCCGGGCCGCUGCUGACGCCCGACCUCAGCUUCUGCAUCGUGUCGGGCGAUAACUGCGCGACUUAUCCGCGCCAGUUCACCGUGUGUGGCAGUGCUAUACCGGAAGAGUCUAUAUUCUUCGCGGUGAAGACCUGGAGCGGAUUCCACUCGACCAGGGCGAAAGUUGUGAAGAAAACCUGGGGCCGGUACGUCACCAACCUGCAGUUUUACAGCGACCAAGACGAUCCUUCGCUACCUGCUAUCGACACGGGCAUACCUAACACCAAGACUGGUCACUGUUCCAAGACAUUGGCCAUAUUGAAGCAGGCUGUGAAGACAGUCGCCAAUAUGCCUCAUAUCAAGUGGAUAUUCUUGGCCGAUGACGACACUAUAUUAGGGGUUCAGCGGUUAUGCGAGGUGCUGAGUUGUUAUCGUGGUGGGUCUGAUAUCACUGUGUUGGGUGAGAGGUACGGAUACGGUUAUGGAAAAAUAGAAACUGCGGCUAAGGGUUACGACUACAUAACGGGCGGGGGCGGGACGGCGCUGAGCGUGGGCGGCGCGCGGGCGCUGGCCGCGUGCGCGUGCGCGGCGCCCGCCGCCCCCGACGACAUGACGCUGGGCGCGUGCGCCGCGCACCGCCUCCGCCUCGCGCUCACACACUCGCCGCUCAUGCACCAGGCACGCCCGCAAGAUUACCCACGCGAGGUGCUGAUGCGCGACCGUCCGGUUUCUUUCCAUCGGCACUCGUCGCCGGAUCCGGUCCGUGUGUACGCCACCUGGUUCCAACACGACGAUUUAGCUCUACGACGAAACCGCAGGGACGAACUCUAACCAAAUAAUACUAUUUUGUAUACAAAUUUUAAUGUAAAAAUUAUCUGAAUUUUUUUAUGGUAUUUCAUUUUAUUAUCGUUGAUAUCAACAAUGUUUAUUAUUUGUAAUAAUCAUAAUAAUAUAUAAAUUUCUUAAUUAUUUUAGUAAAUAAAUUGUUGAUUUAUAAAAAUAGAUAUUCGACUGAAAACAAAUGUAUCACGCUCUAACACAUGAGUCACAAAAAAAAAAUUGAGAUGUAUUUGUAUUAAGUAUGAGAGAUCGAGCUCAAGCAAUAAUAUAACCUGAAAAAGUAGUAGUGUCCUAUAUUUACUUUUUAAAUUGUACAAACUAGUCGAAGACUAAUGGACAAAGAUAAUGAAAAUAUUUUAUUGUAUAUUUUGAGAAUGCAUUUGGUACCUAAAUAGGUGCAAUAAUUACAAAAAAUAUGUUAAAAUUUGAAUUGUACUUGAUAGAAAAACGAUAUAGGUAAUAGUUUUUUUUUCCAUUUAUAAUUGUAUCCACAAAAAAGUUUACAUUUUUAAUAUAUUAAAAAUAAAGUUAAAUGUUACCAAUUAAUACAAUAUCAGAAAGCUGUGAUUUGACAGAUACUUACAAUGUUGUUAAGUUCUUCUUUUAGGUAGGUUAUAAUAAGUUAUAUCAUAUUAAUAUUCUUUUAAAAGUUAUCUCUUAUUUUUGAGUGAUUAUUUUAUGACAAGAUAUUUAAGAUUUAAGAUGCCAUUUUCGUGACAUAAAGCUCUAAUAUUCACAUUAAUGCUCAGAUUCCUAGAUGAGUUGC
This is a messenger RNA of Diatraea saccharalis (sugarcane borer), 2401 nucleotides long. Lineage: Eukaryota; Metazoa; Arthropoda; Insecta; Lepidoptera; Crambidae. The record is from the annotation of a GenBank genome assembly.